AUAAUUAGUUAAAUAUUUCUAGUUACAUAUAUUUUAAUUUGUUUUUGAGCCCACAUCGUCAUAGAAAAGUAUAGCUUUUAGUGGCAUAUACCAUAAAUUGUGUAUCACAUUAAUGUGUAUACUUUUUAGUCAUGAAUAAGCAGAGUUAAUAAAUCCAUUUUGGUUCAGAUAAUAUAAUAUUGUUUACUAUGAUUAGUAAUUGAUAAGGAGCAGUUUUCAUAAAAAAACGAAAAACAUGAAAGUGUAUUGUUUAAGUGAAGAUCCUAAUAAGCCAUGUUUUAUAAUCAAACUAAAAUCUGUUACAAUUAUGUUGGAUUGUGGACUUUCUUCCCAUAGUGUCUUGAACUUUUUACCAUUAUUUCCCAUUCCCGAUUGGAAGCCAACAAAAGCAACAUCAUGGAUACCUAAGAAUUUUUCUGAUCCUCAAAUUGAAGGGGAAUUAAAUGAAUGCAUGACAAAUCAAGUACUUGUAAAUUCAGCUCCUGAAUUUAUGAUACCACUCACUAAGCUGAUAGAUUUUUCAGAGAUUGAUGUAAUACUAGUUUCUAACUAUAUGACAAUGUUAGCUUUACCAUUUAUCACUGAAGAUACCGGAUUCAAAGGUGUUAUUUACAUGACCGAACCGACAUUGCACAUAGGAAAAAUAUUCCUUGAAGAAUUGGUAGACUUUGUUGAACAAUGUCCUAAACCAAAUGUAGCAAAAUAUUGGAAAGAAAUACUACAUUUAUUACCACCACCAUUAUGUAGUAGUUUUAAACCUCACACUUGGAAACAGUUAUAUAGUUUAUCACAAAUUCAUUCAUGUUUAAAAAGAGUUCAAAUGAUUAGUUAUGAUCAAAAAAUUGAAAUCACUGGUACAUUAACUGUAACUGCUGUAAGUUCUGGGUAUUGUUUAGGUAGUAGUAAUUGGGUAAUAUAUUUAGAGAGUAAAAAAAUUGUCUAUGUAAGUAACACAUCAACAUUAACAACUCACCCGAGACCUAUGGAUCAACUUAAUUUAAAAAAUGCUGAUGUCAUGUUAUUAAGUAGUUUAACUCAAGCACCAGCUGCCAAUCCAGAUGCAAUGCUUGGUGAAUUGUGUUUGUCUGUUGCUGUUACACUUAGAAAUAAUGGUUCUGUACUUAUUCCAUGUUACCCAUCAGGAGUUGUUUAUGACUUAUUUGAAUGCUUAUCAUCUCAUUUAGAUAGUACAGCUUUAGGACACAUCCCAAUGUAUUUUAUUUCACCUGUUGCUCAUAGUUCAUUAGAAUAUUCAAAUAUUCUUGCUGAAUGGUUAUCACAAUCUAAACAAAACAAGGUGUAUUUUCCUGAAGAACCAUUUCCUCAUGCGCAAUUAGUAAAAUCGGGUCGUCUGAAACAUUUUAAGCAUGUUUAUACGGAUGAUUUAUGGAAUGAUCUAAGACAGCCUUGUGUUGUUUUUUGUGGUCAUCCUAGUUUACGUUUUGGAGAUGUUGUCCAUUUUGUUGAAUAUUGGGGAACUAAUCCUCUAAACACUAUAAUUUUUACAGAACCUGAGUUCCCAUAUAUGGAAGCUUUAGCUCCAUUUCAACCUUUAUCUAUGAAAGCUAUGCAUUGUCCAAUCGACACAAGUAUGAACUUCACUCAAGCUAAUAAAAUGAUAAAAGAUCUUAAACCUACAGUGUUAAUUCUCCCUGAAUGCUAUACUAUUCUACCAGCAAAUAUUGGCCACAAAAAUGAAUUUGUAAUUGAUCAAGCAGAUCGUAAAGUUGUAACUAUCAAAAGAGGAGAAGUAAUUUCAGAAAAAUUAGAUAUAAAAUCAAUUAAUGUACCUUUUAGUACAGAAAUGGUUGUAAGUGUCACAUUAAAUGAAAUACAUUCUGGACUAAAAGCAUCCAAGUUUACAGCUGUAUUAGAUACCAAAGAUAAUAAAUAUAAAUUAGAUAUAUUGAGAGAUGAAUUAUUGGAGACUAAAUCUAAUGAACCAUAUUGGUUAGAAACGCUCUUCAAAAAAUCUUAUGAAUGGGGGCAAUUAGACAUAGAUAAAUUUUUAAGGUCAUUAACAAAUGAAGGAAUUAAUGAUCCUAAAAUUGAGCAUAAUGCUCAUGGGUAUACAAUACAUCUUAAAUCUGAAGACACUUUGAUACAAGUUGAUGAAAAAUCAACCCACAUAUUUUGUGAAAAAAUGGAUAAGGACUGGCGCUUGAAACUACGGAAUAUAGUCAUUGAUAGUCUUCAAUCAUUUUAAAUAAAAAUUGUUUUUAUUUACAAUACUAAACAAUUAUUUUUUCAAAAAAUAUAUUUAAGUAUUCCUAGACUAAGAUAUUUAUUUUACUUAAAUAAAACUAAUUAGAAAUAAGUUCAA
This is a messenger RNA of Daktulosphaira vitifoliae (grape phylloxera), 2323 nucleotides long. It is a transcript of the gene IntS9, whose product is annotated as integrator complex subunit 9. The record is from RefSeq and is a predicted model, not a curated record. The transcript has 13 exons. Gene Ontology annotation, cellular component: integrator complex. Bases 236 to 2206 code for a protein of 656 amino acids. Gene Ontology annotation, biological process: snRNA processing. NCBI's taxonomy places the organism in Eukaryota, Metazoa, Arthropoda, Insecta, Hemiptera, Phylloxeridae.